This is a messenger RNA of Saccoglossus kowalevskii, 1731 nucleotides long. RefSeq lists its product as uncharacterized. Gene Ontology annotation, molecular function: protein-folding chaperone binding. NCBI's taxonomy places the organism in Eukaryota, Metazoa, Hemichordata, Enteropneusta, Harrimaniidae. The record is from RefSeq and is a predicted model, not a curated record.
GUUUGUUGACCCCCAACCACCGAGAACAUUCGGACGUCUUCGUGAAUUUUCUAGAAAAACAGGAAAAGGGUAUAUUAGCCAGCGAUCAUGGCUCACCGCAGCGAUUACACGGCGGAUGUAGCUAAUACUUUCAACGAAGGAAGAUUUCGUGUUCACAAUCCUACACCACAAAACCCAUUACCCGAAGGCUGGGAAAUGUUGCACGAUACGAAAAGCGGCUGGCCAUUUUUCAUUGACCAUAAUACGAAACGAACUACAUGGCAAGACCCGCGUCGGUCAAGACCAUCGAGUCGACCUGCAAAUGCUACGGGGGUUCCUUCUGCUCCAGUGUCUUCUUCCUAUUACACUUAUCUUGACAAUCCACAGACGAGGCAAUCACAUGGCGCAAGUGACAGAAUUGAACAAAUACAUAACCCGGACAAUACAAGUCAGCGUCAACCAACUGUAAGAAACAUACCCAUAGAAAUUGUUGAGCGUAAUCCAUCAGCGCAAACUAACAAGAAUCAUCAGUCACCAGCUGCACAGGUUACACAUAGAUCUGAGAGGAUUAUACCAAUUCAAGUCCAGGAACCUGCAGCAAGGCAGUCUUAUGAUUCACGACCUGAUGAAUUCCGCGCUGAACAGCGGCAGCAGCUGCAGCAGCAGCAGGAGUACCUAAAACAGCAACAACAGCAGCAGCACCAGGAAAAACUCUUGCAGCAACAACAUAUGAGACAGCAGCAAGAGGAACAACUCCUGCGGCAGCAACAGCAGCAGGAACACCUGCGACAGCAGCAGUAUCAGCAGCAGCAACAGGAACACCUGCGGCAGCAGCAAUAUCAGCAGCAACAGGAACACCUGCGGCAGCAGCAAUAUCAGCAGCAGCAGCAACAGGAACACCUGCGGCAACAGCAAUAUCAGCAGCAGCAACAGGAACAUCUACGACAGCAGCAACAUCAACAAUAUCAGCAGCAGCAACAAGAACAGGGUAAGGCAGCACGUUUUGAGGACAAUCAUGAAGAAUCAACGCCUACCUCCAAACAACCUACAUUGCCACAGCUAGUGGUGAUACAAAAAGUGUUGGAUGAUACAAGUACUCUUUUAGAUAGAGUUGAGAAUUUCAGUGGAAAGGAAAAAAAUAAAGAAUACCUAUACUUAGAAGAAUUUCUUACGCGAAACUUACUAAAACUUGAUAACAUUGAGUCAAACGGUAAUGAAGAGAUUAGAGUAUGCAGACGGAAUGGAGUUAGGAAUGUUCAACAGUGUCUAGAUAUACUGGAAAGUAAAUUGAAAAAAUAAAACAGUAAUGCAUAUUUAAAUGUACAACUAUGUAAAGUGUAAAUUAUGUGUCUUUAUAAGUAGAAUUUUAAAAAACUAUGUUUGCUAUCACACACCAUAGUAAUUUUACAUGCGGAUGAGUGACAGAAUAUAAAUUUAAGAGAAUUUCCAGUUCACUGUAGUAAACUUUAGCUGAAUUUUUUUUACUGAAAACAUCAGUUACAGUGCAUUGACAUUGUUGAGAUUUGUCAUGAGUUACAUGCAAAAUAAAGUAUGGAAAAUGGCUGUGAAUAAUUACAAAAAACAUACAGCAAAUAUGACUUAUUCAUGUUACUAAUUGUCAUUAAAGUUCUAAAACUUAAAAUGAUGACAAAAGACAUCAUAGUAAAUUAAAACUGUAAAGGCAUUAAUUCAGUGAAAAUGAGUUGUAAUUUUGCAUGUUCAUGUUCACUUAUCAGCGAAAUAAAAAAUUGU